Messenger RNA from Pecten maximus, 4166 nucleotides. Its product is annotated as metabotropic glutamate receptor 7-like. Gene Ontology annotation, molecular function: adenylate cyclase inhibiting G protein-coupled glutamate receptor activity. Gene Ontology annotation, biological process: G protein-coupled receptor signaling pathway. The transcript has 9 exons. Bases 65 to 3064 code for a protein of 999 amino acids. Gene Ontology annotation, cellular component: membrane. Lineage: Eukaryota; Metazoa; Mollusca; Bivalvia; Pectinida; Pectinidae. The record is from RefSeq and is a predicted model, not a curated record.
UCUUGGACGUGACAGAAACAUUCGAAUAUUGUUUAUAACAGGUCGAUGAAAGAGGACCACGGCGAUGUUGACAUAUGGAACUGAGUUUGGGGUGUUCGUCAUAACUUUGUGUGUACUAGUGAACCCUAGCCUUGGGAUGUUGAGAGCAAACGUAACCGGUGACGUCAUCUUGGGUGGUUUGUUUCCAAUUCACAGAGGUACAGACGAUGGACAAUGUGGCGACAUCCAGGAACAAGAUGGCAUCCAAACUCUCGAAACAGCCAUCUGGACUUUACAACAGAUAAACGCCAAAUAUCAAAAUCUCAGAAUAGGCCUUGUUGCUAUGGAUACAUGUGAAUCAGACACAGUUGCCUUGGAGAACGCGUUAGAAUUUGUCAGCAUGGACGGAAUUAAUUUGGGGUCUAAUCCCAUUGAUUAUGGAUACAUUUGUCGUGACGGUAGCCUCCCUUACCAGAACUCUUUUACCGGUCCAGUACGCAUGAGCAACAGGGCGGUUGGCGUAGUGGGUGCAGCUUUUAGCCAGGUUUCUAUCGCCGUAGCCAGUUUUCUACGACUUUUCAAAGUACCGCAGAUAAGUUACUGGUCAACUAGUCCGGAACUUAGCGACCAGGAUCGGUUUUCAUAUUUCAAGAGAACUGUCCCUUCCGAUGCCUUUCAAGCUCGUGUUAUCGUCAACAUUCUCCUUCACCUGGAAUGGUGGUAUGUUGUUGCUCUAUAUGAACAGACAAGUUACGGGGCAAACCUUUACUUCGAGACGAAGCGUCUGGCUGAAGAGGAAGGCAUCUGUUUCGGUUUGACAGAAAAGAUCACUCCUUCUAAAGAUGGAAUAGAUGAUGAGUUAGAACGGCUAGCGUACAAGAUUUCGGAUAUCAAAAACUCACACGGUAAAGUGGUUGUGAUUCUCAUCACUCACUAUGGUCUGGCCAAGGCGCUGUUCCAGGCGGUGGACCGGAAGUCAUUGGUAGACACUGUACGCUGGAUAGGUGUUGACGCAUGGGCAGGGCGGCAGUUUGACGAGACCAUACAGAAAGUGGUAGGAGGAGCUAUAGCUGUACAGCCAUUGGCCAGGAAGUUGGAGGGGUUCGAUGACUACUUCACAAGCCUGACUCCGGCAACGAACUCUUUGAAUCCGUGGUUCCGGGAAUACUGGGAGUACCAUUUCAACUGUAAACUCCACGGAAAUACCAAAACAGGGAAUUCUUGUACAGGAAAGGAACGUCUGAGCUCUGCUAACGGGUAUGAACAGCUCCAGUCCCUGUACUACGUCAGGGACGCCAUUCUAGCAUUCGCCGACGCUUUACACCAGAUCCACAGGGAUACUUGUGGACUAUAUUACCGUGGUAUAUGUCCGAACAUGGCAGCCAGUCUUACGGGAGACAUGUUACUGUCAGCGCUAGAUAACGUCGAGUUCACAGGUAAUGAUACUGCCAGAAACGAUAACGUCGAGUUCACAGACCCCUUAGGAUUUCCAUUCCACUUCAUCAACGGUACUGAUGGACCUCCGCGGUACAGUAUCAUGGUAUACAGAAAGGAGGGCAACAAGUUCCAGUGGCAGGAAGUUGGAAACUACACAGAAGGCUUAGAAGGACAAUACCGAUUUGACAUCCAAAACUUGCCAUACAACAAGUCUAUCUGUUCUUCCGCCUGUGAUGUCGGCCAGGAGAAACGAGUUUUGGCCAGCCGGCCGUGUUGCUGGUACUGCAAGGACUGUACAAAAGAUCAAUAUGUAUCAGAAGAAUUUACCUGCGAAACGUGCCCACAAAGUACUUCACCAAACAACUUCCGGAAUGCGUGCUCUCUACUUCCGGUGGAGUAUGUUUCAUUUGGUGAUUCCAUUGCCGUUGUUGCAUGUGUGUUUUCCAGUGUAGGAAUACUAUUGUGCGUGUUCGUUUUUGUAAUCUAUAUCCGGUCCCGGUCAACUCCAAUAGUCAAGGCUUCUGGUAUAGAACUUAGUUUUGUCUUGUUGGCUGGGAUCGUAUUAUCCUACGCGUCUACUUUCAUUUUCAUAGCCAAACCUUCCGACGUGAUCUGUGGUUUCCGACGAGCUCUUCUCGGAAUCUGCUACACUAUGUGUUACGCCACCAUUCUUACAAAGACAAAUAGAAUAUACAGAAUAUUUUCUAUGAGAGAAAGAAAAACAAAUCGUGUAAUAAUGAAACGCUUUACAAGCUCCAAAUCUUCUCUGGUGAUAACACUACUACUCUGUGCAAUAGAGUGUGUGGCCAUUGUUGUGUGGUUGAUAUUCGAUCCGCCAAAAGCAGUAAACAUGGACUACAAACCUGAUGACGUGAUACACAAUAUUUUGGUCUGUCAUGACAGUAUGGAUUUUUCCUACAUCGGAGUACUCAUAUACCCGUUUAUACUGAUGCUGGUAUGUAUUGUGUAUGCUGUGAAGACAAGGAAGACGCCUGAUGGUUUUAACGAAACAAAAUUUAUAACAUUCUGCUGCUCCUCCACAGUCAUUGUGUGGAUAGCAUUUAUCCCUACUUACUUCUCCACGAACAACUCAUUCCUAAGAAUGGCGUCGUUGACAUUGUCGCUGUUUGUGAAUGCCACUGUGAUACUAUCCCUUCUUUUUCUGAGGAAAAUCUACAUCGUUUUGUUUAGACCUAAGAAAAACACGCGCGAGAAGGUGAUGAGCCGAGCGUCCUUGAGUCAUGAUCUCGGCGACAAAGAAAGUAACUACAGCAACGUCCACACGCGGCCUGUAUCUACGUGUUCCGUCAGUAGACCAGACAGACAGGAUGUUCAGGAGACUGGUAAGCAGGUUAACGGAAUCAAACCAGAGGUAAAGCGUAUGGAUUCGGAAGGCUUCUCCAUUUCCACUCCAGGGAUUGGCAGUCUGGGGAUGAGUUUGAGUGGGUCGCAGAUUCUUUCGGAAAUCUUACCCAAUAUGCAGGAACGUACCGUCAACCCCAGACAUCUGACGCUUCGUGAUCCCGAGGAUAGUGUCGACCCCGGAGUCAGUAGGUCUAGACUGAAACCCUAUCAACAUGUCAUCCCCGAGAUCAAAGUAAAUGAUAUGCCAUUAUCUUCUCUGGCGUCCAACAAAGUGGUCUCGUAAAUUUUAAAACGAAACAAAAUCGCAACCUCUCGACCGAAUUCCGCCAAGACUAGGAAUGAAAAUUUGAUUCGGAGAUUUGACGAACAUUGCCAAUACCUGUCGCGCUCGGAGGGAGGCAGAAGAAUUCUCAUCCCGUGAACAUAAAUAGCUGUGUCAGUUCAAUGAAUAUUGUUUCUAAUGUUCAACUAGUCUGAGGAAAUCAUAUACUGUAAAAGUACAUAUUUUAGCGGUUAUCAUAUUUUAACGCUAUUUGCUCUAGAAGCAUUACGCUAAAUUACUAUUGCCCUAAUUACAUUAUAUAUGUGUUUUCCUACAGAAAAUAUCAGAAUGCUUUAAUUCUUCAUUGCGCUAAUUUGUUAUGAUUUGGAAGUGAGCGAAAAUAUUAUUGCGCUAAAUUAAUACGAUUAUAGCAUGUUGUUCAAGCGAUUUUCACGUACCAUAUCGUCUUCCAGAUGUAUUGGAUAUCAUCUUUGUUGAGUUAUUGUCAACAUCAGUAGCUAGUCCUGUCGACUGACUGCACACUGAAAAUAUUAUUGCUAUAAAUGGCUCUGUUAGGCCGGAACAUGUUGAACUAUGCCUAAAUUUCCUUUCUGGAAUCAGUGUUAAUACUUUGUUAAAAUGUUGCCACCAGAGUGAUUCAGACAAAUAUGAUUACGUCAGUACACAAAAAGUUAAUGGUCUUGUCAUUAAACUCAAAGAAGUAAUAUACGAUAUGACCAAUGAUAAUGAAGUUUAUUGAUUUUAAACUGUUAGGUAAAAUUAAUUGCCAUCUGAAAACUACUCAGAGAAGCGAUCAACACAGACAUGUUAUAGUUAUGUAUAUAGAAGACGUCUACCCUUCAGGAACACAUGGCCUUAUUUCCCUUGUCAUUUUCAGAUAAUCCAUGUUUAAAAAAAAUACAGUUCAUACAAUGUAUGAUACAAAUACUGUUAACGUGGAAAUUUACGCAAGACGGGAAAUUCACGCUAAUUAAGCGGAAUCAAUUUAAUCCCGAAAAUUUACCCUGCGCGUAUUAUUUUGAUAUCAAUUUCCGUAAUCUCGAACUACAAAAGAAGGUGGAUCGAUCGCGAGAAAUACACCCACGCGUAUAGUUUACAUAUC